AUGACUUAUGAUAGAAUGAACCUAAAAGACAAAUUAAGAAAUGCAUCGCAAUACAGAAAUAGGAAAAUACCAGAAUCCUUGAUUCCGCCUCCGGUGACUUUCGAAGGAGAGGAUUUUGGAAGAAUCUCAGAAGAGCACAAUGAGGCCCUAGUGGUAGCCAUGAUCAUCGAACAUUGGAAUAUGGAAAGAAUCCUGGUCGAUGAAGGAAGUGCUAUCAACCCAAUAACAAGGAAAGCUUAUGAAAGCCUGGGAAGGGAUCUCGCAGAAUUAAAAAGGAAUGCUACUCCCGUGAAAGGAUUUGGUGGAUCUCCGAUCAAACCCAUAGGAACAAUUACAUAUUCAUUCUCCAUUGUUGUGUGGGUGCCAAAGCUCUCAAAAUAA
Messenger RNA from Mercurialis annua (annual mercury), 381 nucleotides. RefSeq lists its product as uncharacterized. The transcript is spliced from 2 exons. Lineage: Eukaryota; Viridiplantae; Streptophyta; Magnoliopsida; Malpighiales; Euphorbiaceae. The record is from RefSeq and is a predicted model, not a curated record. The coding region runs from base 1 to 381 and encodes 126 amino acids.